Messenger RNA from Boleophthalmus pectinirostris (great blue-spotted mudskipper), 7537 nucleotides. It is a transcript of the gene arfgef3, whose product is annotated as ARFGEF family member 3. The transcript has 44 exons. Gene Ontology annotation, biological process: regulation of ARF protein signal transduction. The record is from RefSeq and is a predicted model, not a curated record. Lineage: Eukaryota; Metazoa; Chordata; Actinopteri; Gobiiformes; Gobiidae. Gene Ontology annotation, molecular function: guanyl-nucleotide exchange factor activity.
GCGCAGGUGUGGACGCUCCGUGACUCGGAGGAUGACAAAACACGUUUGAGAUUGUGAAUUUUUUUAUUGGAUUGGAGAGUUUUACGCGCGUGUUGGUGGUGAAUGGCACGUUCGGACGCACGGCACGUCCCGGGGAGUGAAUCAUCGCCUUCCUCGGUGCUCGGGAUGAUGAUGAUGAUGAUGCUGAUGCUGUCAACGCCGCUGCUCCUUUAACGCGUCACGGACAGAGCACCGCGUACCCGAGCCUCCUCCCGCCUCACGCCUCACGCCGCCGCCGCCGCCGUCGUGUUUCUCCGUCGGGCUCGAGUCAUGGAGGAGAUUCUACGGAAGCUGCAGAAGGAGGCGUCCGGACACAAGCACAAAGCGCUGCGGGACGCGUGCGUGUGCGCCUGCGAAACUCUGGAGCUGCAGAAUGGAACAGGCAAAGUCCCGCCCUCCAAACUACGUGAAAACAGUUAAAUCCCUCUUGAAAUGGCCCUGGAGUCCAAGAGCACGAAACUGGGACAGACGGCACUGACCGGGAUGCAGAAGCUGCUCUGUGACGACCGUCUGGUGGCAGGUCUGGGUCUGGAGGUGGAGAUGUUGGAGAAGCAGCUCUUGUCUCAGAUGUUGGAGGCUCUGAGGGUCACGCCCGGGCUCCACGAGGACCUGCAGGUGGAAGUGAUGAAGGUUCUUCUGUGCAUCACCUACUCGCCAAACUUCGACCUGAACGGAGACUCCAUCCUCCGCAUCGCCCAGGUGUGUAUGGAGACGUACGAGGCGAGCGGUCACCAGAGGAGCAUCAACACGGCGGUCAGAGCCACACUCAGUCAGAUCCUGGGAGACUUGGCCCUGCAGCUGCGCCACAGACAAGAGGGAGCGGAUGGAGAUGAGGUGACGGCCCCACCGCUGCAGAGGAAAGACGUUUCCCCGACGAGUCAGGCUCUGUGUGAGGACGUGGUCACCGUGCUCACGGUGUUCUGUGAGAAACUCGAGUCUGUGGACAGUGACAACCCUCUGCUGCAGCUCUUGUACCUGGAGUGUAUUCUGUCCAUGCUGAGCAGCUGCCCUCCCACAAUGCACCUGUCCAGAGGCUUCACUGACCUCGUGUGGAAGCAGCUGUGCCCGUCCCUCGUGGCCAUCAUGGGGAAUCCCGUCAACGACAAAACCAUCACUUCACACCACGGCCACACGGGGGCGCUGGAGAGGGACAGACUCACUCUGGUGGGCCUGGAGCUGGACUCUUCCUCCGGGGGGGUGUCGGACCAGGGCAGAGGUUCGGGCUGCUCCUCUAGCGCCCCCUCCAUCACGGCCCCGGUGGUGCGCACCGUGUGUUACAUCGCGGCAGAGCUGGUGAGGCUGGUGAGCUGCGUGGAGUCAAUGAAACCUGUUCUCCAGUCGCUGUACCACCGGGUCCUGCUGUACCCGCCGCCCCAACACCGCACCGAGGCCAUCCGCAUCAUGAAGGAGAUCUUGGGCAGUCCUCAGAGGCUCCUGGAUCUGGCCGGUCCCUGCGUGGCCGAACCGGAGCCGAGGAAGAGGUCGUUCUCCAAGAGGAAGUCCCACCUGGACCUUCUGAAGCUGGUGAUGGACGGCAUGAGCGAGGCGUGCGUGAAAGGAGGCGUGGAGGCCUGCUUCUCCUCGGUGUCGUGUGUGUGCGCCCUGCUGGGGGCGCUAGAGGAGCUGUCGCAGGGACGAGGGAUACAGCCUGAGCAGGCGCGGGUGCUGCUGCGGCGUCUGGACGAGCUGAAGGAGGGCACAGAGUCCACGCGCGAGUCCAUGGAGAUAAACGAGGCGGACUUCAGGUGGCAGAGGCACGUCCUGUCCGCCCAGCCUCCCCCCUGGCACCCGAGCUCCGAGCCCAGCCCCGACAUCAGCAUCAGCAUCACCACCGAGACCGGCCACACCACGCUCGACCUGGAGGGGGCGCUGGAGCACACCACGCCCGAGGAGUGCGGCGAGGAGGUGCGGAUCCCGUCCCCGUCGUCGUGCCUGAGCCAGGACGAGGAGGCCCGGAGGCAGCUGACCCCCCGAGCGGAGCCGGGCCGCGGGGGGGAGGAGGAGCGACCCGACGGGGACAGAGACAGACCGGCCGCCGGAGGAGGAGGAGGAGGCAUCGUUCCUCCGGACGUCCUGCAGAGGAGCCACGGCCUCGUCUACCCCGACAUCACCAACUUCCUGUCCGUGGAGUCCAGGGGGCGGGGCUACCACGGGGCGGGGUCGGCGCGCUACAGCGAGAGCAACUUCAGUAUGGAGGAGCAGGACUUGUCUCGCACGGAGCUGGACUCGUGUGACCAGUACUCGAUGGCGGCGGAGAAGGACUCGGGCCGGUCCGACGUGUCCGACAUCGGCUCCGACAACGUGUCCCUGGCCGACGAGGAGCAGACCCCGCGGGACUGUCCGGGUCACCGCUCCCUCCGCACCGCCGCCCUCUCCCUCAAACUGCUGCGCCACCAGGAGGCCGACCAGCACAGCGCUCGCCUCUUCCUCCAGUCGCUCGCCGCUCUCCUGCCUCGUCUCCUGGGGCUGCCCACGGCCUCCGAGGUGGACUCCAGUCUGCAGAACUUCUCCUCCACCUUCUGCUCCGGGCUGCAGGCCGGGGGCGUCCACUCUCCGGGGCUGGAGCCUGGAGACACUCUGAGCUGCCAGUCGCUCAUGAACGCAGACGGUCUGUACCUGAUCUCCUACUACGCCCUGCUCCUCAACCUCAAACUCCUGUGUGCAGAUCACUACAGGAGGAGAAUACUGCCCCCUGUGCUCAGCCUGUGUGUGUUGUGCGUUGUGCGUUUGGUGCAGAGCAGUGGGGUGCUGGUGGUUCUGUCUCAGGCCUGGAUCGAGGAGCUUUAUCAGCAGCUGUUGGAGCGUAACCUGCUGGCGGAGGCGGGGUACUACGGCUCCCCCGAGGACCAGCGCCUGCCCCUCGUCACCAUGCUCAUGGAUAUCGACGGUCUGGGCAGCAGCGCCAUCGGGGGGCAGCUGAUCCGGAGCGCGUCUGUACAGUCGCCUCUGUCGUCUGAGAAAAACUCCAGUGACACCGUCAUGGCAGGCUCAGUGUUCGCCCGCUUCCUCCUGAGCGGCGUGUGGAAGAACCUGAUGGAGGUGCUGUCCACUCCUCUGACCGGGCGCAUGGCGGGCAGCUCCAGGGGCCUGUCCUUCAUCCUGGGCACCGAGGGCCGAGAGGAGCAGAGCCACCGGGAGAGAGACGCCAUCUGCCUCAGUCUGGACGGGCUCCGCAAGGCCGCCGCGCUCAGCUGUGCCCUCGGAGUGGCGGCUCACUGCGCCUCGGCCUUGGCUCAGAUGGCCGCGGCGUCGUGUGUGCAGGAGGAGCGGGAGGACAGGGAGCAGCUGGAGACCGGGGACGCCAUCACACAAGUGAAGCAGCGCGUGGAGCAGAGGCUGGAGCAGAUGCGGGGCCCCGGGGUCCGUCUGCACACGGCUCAUGUUCUCUGUAUGGACGCCAUCCUCAACGUGGGUCUGGAGAUGGGCAGCCACAACCACGACUGCUGGCCUCACAUCUUCAGGGUGACAGAGUACAUCAGUUCUCUGGAGCGCAGUCACUUCAGCGACGGCUCUCAGCCCUCGUCCCUCACCACCGUCACUCAGACCCUCCACAGCUGCAGCGUGGACCAGGGGCUGGAGCUGAGCGCCGAGCCCGGCCCCGACGCCUCGGAGCUGGGCCUCAGUCAGCCCGUCAUCCAGCCGCUGUCCAUCCAGGAGCUGCUGCGGGAGGGCGUCAGGGGCAAAGGCCUGGACCUGCGGGGGGGCAGCCUGCUGAGCGGGAGCAGCGCCGCGAAGGCCGUGUGCACCCUGUCCACGCAGGCCGACAGGCUGUUCGAGGAGGCCUCCACUCAGCUCAACCUGGAGGCUCUGGUGGGCUUCCUGCAGCAGCUGAGGAGAGCCUCUCAGUCCCAGCUCUUCUCCUCCGUCACAGACACUGGGGACUACUCCCUGGCCAUGCCCGGAGAGGCCAAGUCGACUCAGGACCGGGCUCUCCAUCUCUUCCGUCUGGGGGAGUCCAUGCUGAGGAUCGUCAGGAACAAGAGGCGCCCCCUGCUGCACAUGAUGAGGGCCUGGAGUGUGGUAGCGCCUCAUCUGGUGGAGGCGGCGUGUCACUCGGAGCGUCACGUGUCCCAGAAGGCCGUGUCCUUCCUCCACGACGUCCUCACCGAGGUCCUGAGCAGCUGGGCCGAGCUCCCGCACUUCCACUUCAACGAGGCCCUGUUCAGACCCUUCGAGCACAUCAUGCAACUGGAGCUGUGCGACGACGACGUGCAGGACCAGGUGGUGACCUCCAUCGGGGAGCUGGUGGAGAUGUGUUCUCCUCAGAUCCUGUCGGGCUGGAGGCCUCUGUUCAGCGCUCUGAGGACGGUCCACAGCAGCAAGAGCGAUACCAAAGACUACCUGCAGGGGGAGUACUCCAUGGGUAAAUCCCAGGCUCCGGUGUUCGACGUGUUUGAGGCCUUCAUAAACACGGACAACAUCCAGGUGUUCGCCAACGCCGCCACGGAUUACAUCAUGUGUCUGAUGAAGUUUGUCAAAGGACUAGGAGAGGUGGACUACAAGGAGAUCGGAGACUGUGUGAACCCGUCUGGACACAGCUCCACAGACCUGUGCCUCCCAGCUCUGGAUUAUCUGCACAAAUGUUCACAGCUGUUGUCAAAGAUCUACAAGAUGCCCUCUAAGCCGGUGUUCCUGGGCGCUCGUUUGGCCAGUCUGCCCAUGAGGGGGCAGGCGCGCUCGGUCAGCAGCGAGGACGGCGUGGACUGUGUGCUGCAGGAGUUCGACGAUGACACUGGCCUGAUCCAGGUGUGGAUCCUCCUCCUGGAGCAGCUGACGGCCGCCGUGUCCACCUGCCCCCGGCAACACCAGCCCCCCACCCUCGAGCUGCUCUUCACCCUGCUCCGAGAGCUCACCCACGUGCCAGGUCCGGGCUUCGCCAUCUUCUCCGUCAUCCAGCUGCUGCUUCCCGUCAUGUCGCUAUGGUUACAGCGGAGCCACGGUGACCACGCCUACUGGGACAUGGCGGCGGCCAACUUCAAGCACGCCAUCGGGCUGUGCUGCGAGCUGGUGGUGGAGCACGUGCACAGCUUCAUUCACUCCGAUAUGGGGUAUGAGUCUCUGAUAAACCUGAUGCUGAAGGAGUUGUUUAAGCUGCUGGUGUCGUGUGUGUCUGAGCCUGCAGAGCCCAUCUCCAGAGUGGGCUGCUCCUGCAUCAGGUACGUGCUGGUGACCGUGGGCCCCGUCUUCACCGAGGAGAUGUGGCGUCUGGCGUGCUGUGCCCUGCAGGACGCCUUCUCUGCCACACUGGAGCCGGUCAAGAACCUGCUGGCGUGUUUCCACAGCAGUGCAGACAGCUCCAGCGCAGACGCCUGUGAGGUGAAGGUGGCCGCUCCGUCUCACUCUCCGUCCGCUGAGGCCGAGUACUGGAGGAUCAAGGCCAUGGCCCAGCAGGUUUUCAUGUUGGACACUCAGUGCUCCCCAAAGACGCCCAGUAACAAAGAGGGUUUCGAGCACGCGCAGUCCUGCGUCCUGAUCAUCGAGGUUCCCGGGGACCAGCAGGCGAACGGGCACACGCACAAGAGGAUCCCGUUCAGGAACAUCGUGGUGUCGCUCCUGUCGCACCAGGUGCUCCUGCAGAACCUGUCUGACAUCCUGCUGCAGGAGUUCGUGAAGCAGCCCGAGGGUCAGGAGCGCGUGACCCCCGUGACCUCUGACCCCAGCCGCCCCCCCGCCGGCUUCCUGCGCUACAUCUCCAUCACCAACCUCAACAUCAUCCUGGACCUGCUGCUCGACUCCUACAGAACCGCCCGGGACUUCGACACGCGCCCGGGGCUCAAGUACCUCCUGAUGAAGGUGUCUGGAGUGUGUGGAGCCGCCAACCUGUACCGCCAGUCUGCCAUGAGCUUCAACCUGUACCUGCAGGCUCUGCUGGGGGCCAUCCUGAGCCAGGCCGACUGCAUCAGCGCCCAACAGGUGAAGAAGAUCCUGUAUGAGGAAGAGGAGGGCAGCUCUGACUCCUCCCACCCGAACUCCGCCUCCUCUGAGGACGAGGACAUCUUUGAGGAGACGGCUCAGGUGAGUCCUCCUCGUGGGCGGGACAAGCGUGCCCCGUGGCGUGCCCCGGUGCCCUCCCUGAGCGUGCAGCCGGUGGGCGGGGCAGACUGGGCGUGGCUGGUGAAGCGUCUGUACAAACUGUGCAUGGACCUGUGCAGCAGCUACAUCCAGAUGCACCGGGACCUGGACUCGGCCCUGGAGGAGCGCGCCGGCCUCGGGGUGGAGCACCUCCUCCUCCUGCCCAUGUGCCACUCGGAGACGUCCACGCCCACCUCUGUCGGCGGGUACUCUGCCCGCGGUACCCCGUCUGAGGACUACGGGUACAGAGGGCACACGACAGACACCAGCACCGCCUCGCCCGGAGACACGCCCACGCCCAGCCCCGGGUUCAGCAGUGGCAGUUUGCCCCACCACUUCCGCACAGGCAGUGACAGCCGUGAACCCGGUCUGUCCUCGGGGCCCGGUCUGAGCUCGGGGCCCGGUCUGAGCUCGGGGCCCGGUCUGAGCUCGGGGCCCGGUCGGAGGAAGGAGUGGUGGGAGAGCGCGGGAAACAAACUUUACUCGAUGGCGACGGACCGGACGCUGAGCAAACUGAUGCUGGAGUACAAGAGGAGGAAGCAGCAGCAGCAGACGCCGCAGCAGAGCCACCUCAACCUCUUCAUGAAGGAGCAGGGCCGCGGCACGGAGAAGAGGGGCCCCGCCGAGCCCCAGAGGCCCCUGCAGAGACCGCAGAACCUCCUGGACCAGCAGGGGCCCACCCUGAAGCACUCUGUGAGCGCGGGGCCCGAGGUUCUGCGUCAGGACAAGAGGCCCCGCUCCGGCUCCACCGUGAGCUCUCACACCAUCUCCCUGAGAGACGCCGAGGCGCAGAUCCAGGCCUGGACCAACAUGGUUCUGACGCUGCUGGACCACAUCCUGCUGCUGUCCACGGCGUCCUUCCUGUCCCUGCAGCCCGUCCUCUACCCGUGCCUGAGUCAGCUGACGUGUCACGUGAGCGACCCGCGCGUCCGCCAGGCCCUGCGCGAGUGGCUGGAGCGAGUGGGACGUCUGUACCAGAUCACCGCCGAACGCUGCCCGGAAACCGCCAAGUGACCCCGGGACCGCCGCGCCGUGAUUGGCCGGGCGGGCGGUCGGGGGCGGGACGCUACGCCGAUGCACAAGAUCUGAUUGGUUCGGGAGAUUUGAGCGACAGAACGUUUACGAGUUCGAGGUCAGAGGACGACUUCUUUUGAUACUUGAAAUCCGAGCAGCACAACGCGAGAGGAGCCGUCCUGGAGGAAACGUGAGACGAUCCGAACGUCCGUGGAGAAAACGUCGGGUAUUUGCGGCCUUUCCCGAGUGUGAGCGCCCCCUGGAGGGAGGUGGCCCCAUGUCGUGACUGUGAUUUCUUAUAAUAAUCCUGUAAUACUGGAGCUUUUGAUAUAUCGGCCUCUAUGCUCUGCCCGCUCCUCUGCAUCUGCUGCUUCCAGUGACUCGUCCAUAUGUGUCCAAAAAAUAAAAAUAA